GCUCUUUCUCCCCUAGGUUCAACUUGCUGCCUGCCUGAACCUAGGAUCCCGGGGCUAGCUAUCAUGGAUCCUCUCCUGGAAGCAAAUGGCACCUUUGCCUUAAAUCUUUUGAAAAUCCUGGGUGAAGACAGCUCGAAAAAUGUGUUUUUCUCACCCAUGAGCAUCUCCUCAGCCCUGGCCAUGGUCUUCAUGGGGGCAAAGGGAAAUACUGCAAGCCAGAUGGCUCAGGCACUCUCUUUGGAUAAAUGCAGCGGCAAUGGCGGUGGAGGUGUCCACCAGGGCUUCCGGUCACUUCUCACCGAAGUGAACAAGACUGGCACACAGUACUUGCUCAAAACAGCCAACAGGCUCUUCGGUGAAAAGACUCUUGAUAUCCUAGCAUCUUUUAAAGAUUCCUGCCGCAAGUUCUACGAAGCAGAGAUGGAAGAGCUGGACUUUAAGGGUGACACAGAACAGUCCCGAGAGCACAUCAACACCUGGGUCGCCAAAAAGACAGAAGAUAAAAUUACAGAGCUGCUGUCUCCAGGCACAGUGAAUUCAGACACUCUGCUGGUCCUUGUAAAUGCCAUCUACUUCAAAGGAAAUUGGGAGAAGCAGUUUAACAAAGAGGAUACCCAAGAGAUGCCUUUCAAAGUCUCCACGAAUGAGGAGAAACCUGUGCAAAUGAUGUUUAAGAAGUCUUCCUUUAAGAUGACUUAUGUGGAAGAGCUAUCCACUGCAAUUCUGUUGCUUCCCUAUGCUGGCAAUGAGCUGAACAUGAUCAUCAUGCUUCCAGAUGAGCACGUUGAACUGAAAAUGGUGGAAAAGGAAAUAACUUAUGAGAAGUUCAUAGAGUGGACGAGGCUGGACAAGAUGGAUGAAGAAGAGGUGGAGGUUUUCCUCCCACGGUUUAAACUGGAGGAGAAUUAUAACAUGGAGGACUUCCUGUGCAAGCUGGGCAUGACUGAUGCCUUUGAUAAUGGGGCAGACUUUUCUGGAAUAUCUUCCAAGCAAGGCUUGUCUCUGUCCAAGGUUGUGCAUAAGUCCUUUGUGGAGGUCAAUGAGGAGGGCACAGAGGCUGCGGCUGCCACCUCCAGUGUAGUUUUUAAGUGUAUGCCCCCCUACUUCUAUGCCGACCACCCCUUCCUUUUCUUCAUCCAGCACUGCAAGACCAAGGGGAUUGUGUUCUGUGGCCGGUUCUCCUCUCCCUGAGAGAGGGUGCUGCUGAGUCAGCCCACCACCUUUGCCCAGUCCCUCUCCCAUGAUUCAUGUGUUAAAGAUUCAGUCUCAAAUGAGGCCCCUGUGAGAGGUAUUGAAACAUUUAGGAGUUGGGGUCUAGUAGAAGAAGCUUAGAUAACUUGGGCAUGCACUUGAAGUGAUGGCUCACCUUGCCUUUUUUUCAAGCUCUCUUCCCCCACCACCACUUGAGAGGAGCUGAGCAGCUUCCUAUACCUUGUGUUGUUGCACCAUGAUUCUCUGUCCCAACUGAUCAUAGACAGAAACCUCUAAACCAGGAACUGGAACAAACUCUCCUCCUCAUGAGGUGACUGCCUCAGGUUCGUCACAGUGAUAGGGAUGCUAAUUAAUUCACUACGUACAGUAAGCCUAGCCCUGACAAUCUAAGGAUCACAUGACAGUGUGAGUUUAUCCCAGGAAUAUAAAAUUGAUACAACAUGAUUAAAUCAAUGUCACAUUUCUUUUAGACAGAAUAAAAGCUUAAAUCAUUUGGUUAACUUAACGGGUGCCAAAAUAGCUCUCUCACCCUAAAGAGUUCCAUCGUUGACAGACACACAACAGGGGCAUUUAUUUUACUUUAAUUAAUCAAGUAGGAUUAAUUGCUUUACUCACUAGUGUUCCUCCAGAGUGACAGAGUGGGAAUUUGGAUUGAUAUUUUUUAAGUAU
This is a messenger RNA of Chionomys nivalis (European snow vole), 1881 nucleotides long. RefSeq names its product serpin B6-like. Gene Ontology annotation, biological process: negative regulation of endopeptidase activity. Gene Ontology annotation, molecular function: serine-type endopeptidase inhibitor activity. The transcript has 7 exons. Gene Ontology annotation, cellular component: cytoplasm. Lineage: Eukaryota; Metazoa; Chordata; Mammalia; Rodentia; Cricetidae. The record is from RefSeq and is a predicted model, not a curated record. Bases 64 to 1191 code for a protein of 375 amino acids.